Molecule: messenger RNA, 4325 nt
Organism: Fopius arisanus
Lineage: Eukaryota; Metazoa; Arthropoda; Insecta; Hymenoptera; Braconidae
Product: fibroblast growth factor receptor homolog 1
Exons: 11
Coding region: 457-2961 (834 amino acids)
Biological process (GO): multicellular organism development; protein phosphorylation; positive regulation of kinase activity
Cellular component (GO): signaling receptor complex; plasma membrane
Molecular function (GO): fibroblast growth factor receptor activity; ATP binding
Source: RefSeq, a predicted model, not a curated record
UCCUGAGAGGCAUCCUUGGAUAAAACGUCGGUCAGUGUCGUUUCACCACUCGCAACGAAUGGUAUCAUUUGUCAUUAAUCUACUAAUCUACUAUUUCACUGGAUUAUCAACACAUCGCAGUGCAAUAUCAAUAAAUCUGACGUUUGUGAACAAUAAUGGUGGAAUAGUGCUCUGUGAGACUGAGAUAAGUCAUUGAUAAUAAGUGAUUGAGAUGAUUGAUAAUUGGGAGAAACACGUGACAAGUGCUGAGUGAAUAUAUAUCUAACUCUAAUUAUCCAGUCCUACUUGCUCUGUGUUCACUGCUCUUAGGAUUUUGGGACUGAUAUACGAGUCUUCUCUCGACUUGGGAAUCCGGUGGAGAGAAAGAGGAUCAUAACUAGAAAUCACUGUCAACUUGGUUUCCACUCAUGACGGUGUUGAGUUGAUCACAAGUGGAGUUGAGAGGAACCAGACGGGAUGGCGACGACUAUUCCAGUUAUCUUUUUUAUCACUGUCCUAUUCGCUGCGGAAACUACAUCACGAAUUGUUCAUCUCGAUACAUUCAAUGAGGAUGUAACACUGCAGGAAGGUGAAAAACUAGUUUUGCGCUGUCUAGCGACAUAUAAAAAUGAAAAUGUCACAUGGUUCAGGGAUGAGACUCCAAUACGCGGGGUUUCCUCGAGAAUUCGAGUUCUCAACAGUCAACAGUCGUUGAGAAUCAAAUAUGUGGAAAUGAUGGACGAGGGUAAUUAUGGAUGUAGAAUGCAGAGUAGAGACUCGUUAAAGUGGAGAAACGUCACAGUUAGAGUUGAGGGUGCACAGAAUGAUGGAUAUCAGAGCGAGAGUACGGGACUUGGCAAUGUCAUGGGUGCCCUCAGGCCAGAAGAAGAAACCAAUGAGCUUGAUAUUGGUGCCAGAAACCUACCAGAAACACGUUCCCUCCACUUGGAGACUGACCUAGACAACGAUAAAUCCGAGACUGAAAAUGCAGGAGAUCAUAAUGCAACGGUUCCCGAGAGUCCUCCAACUUUUAACAAAUCCGAUGAAUUGCAUCAGUCAGUGGUGAAACCCGCUGGAAAUAUGCUGAAACUGCGUUGUUCAAGUGUUGGUAAUCCCAGACCCAACAUAACUUGGCUGAAGAACCAUGAAGAACCAUCGCGAAGUGUUGGUCCCAUUUUCACCUCAAAGUGGACCUUGAGAAUUGAAGAUCUCGUCGUUGAUGAUGGUGGAAACUACACGUGCAUCGUCUGCAAUCAUCUGGGGUGCAUCAAUCACACCUUCAAGGUCGACAUCAUAGAGCGCUUCCCACAUAAGCCGUACAUCAACGAGGGCUUCCCGAAGAACGAAACAGUUGUAUUCUUCAGCAACGUUACAUUCAGAUGUCCAAUAGUCUCGGACCUUGAGCCGUUCAUUCAGUGGUUCAAAGUCGAUGAUUAUCCGAAUGACAAUGGUGCACCACCAAAUGGAACAAUUCUACAGGCUGGAGAUGCAGUGGAGAAUCCAGAGACUCUGACACUAUACAAUGUCACGGAGAAAGACGAGGGCUGGUAUACUUGCAUCGCGCAAAAUACACUUGGAGAAACGUUUAGCAAUGCAUAUUUAUCUGUCGUUGAGAGUAUCGAACCUCCUCGAGUUCCAAUGACAGCUCGACCACCGGCUCUCGCUGUGAAUAUUCUCGCUGCAGUUCUCUUUGUACUCUUUGCCAUCGGUGUUGUCGUGGUAAUUUACGUAUUCCAGCGUCUGAAACGGGAGAAGAUGAAGAAACUGUUGGCCAUCGAGACUGCAAGAGCCGCGGUAGUCACUCAGUGGACGAAAAAAGUUAUCGUAGAAAAGCAGAAUUUAGUGAAUGCACAGAAUGUGCAGGAGCUGCAGCUAAUGCCUAUAGUCAAGAUCGAAAAGCAAAAAUCCACAAUGACAACUGAGGACAGCAAUGGAGGGAGUAUUUCAGAGUAUGAAUUACCCCUGGACAGUGCAUGGGAAUUGCCUAGGGAGCAUCUGAGAUUGGGAAAAUCUCUGGGUGAGGGUGCUUUUGGAAAAGUUGUCAUUGCUGAAACUAAAACUGGAAAACCGGGAAUUCCAAAUGUAGUUGCAGUGAAGAUGUUGAAAGAGGGUCACACAGAUGCGGAAAUGAUGGAUCUUGUAUCUGAAAUGGAGCUAAUGAAGAUGAUAGGAAAGCACGGCAACAUAAUAAAUUUCGUGGGUGCAUGCACCCAAGGGGGGCCUCUCUACGUCGUCGUUGAAUUUGCAUUGCACGGAAAUCUCCGGGACUUCCUGAGAAAACACCGACCAUCAUCAGGCUAUGAGCCAACGAUAGGAGAGAUGCCACCAGAGAGGAAAAUCCUCACCCAAAAGGAUCUCGUGUCGUUUGCUUUCCAAGUCGCCAGAGGAAUGGACUAUUUAUCGAGCAAGAGAUGCAUCCACAGGGAUUUGGCUGCGAGAAAUGUUCUCGUUGGAGAGGACUACGUCCUAAAAAUUGCUGACUUUGGACUUGCUAGGGAUAUCCACUGUCACGAUUACUACAGGAAAACUACUGAUGGUAGAUUGCCGGUCAAAUGGAUGGCGCCCGAAGCACUUUUCGAUCGAGUUUCUACCACUCAGUCCGACGUAUGGUCGUACGGAAUCCUGCUGUGGGAAAUAAUGACGCUUGGGGCUACACCGUACCCAUGCAUAUCGGCAGUUGAAGAAUUAUUACAAUGGCUCAAAAGUGGCCGUAGAAUGGAAAUUCCCCCUUGCUGCUCUCUCAAUAUUUACAUGUUAAUGCGAGACUGUUGGAGUUAUCUCCCCGAAGAAAGGCCUGAUUUCGAAGCAAUUGUCGAUCGCCUUGAUAAAAUCCUCGCUCAAACAUCGAAUCAAGAAUACCUGGACCUUGGACUACCGCAGUUGGAUACACCGCCAUCCAGUGCGGAAUCCAAUCUACCCGAUGAUGACGAUGACGACGAUGGCCAAGAGCGGUUCCCGUACCUGUUGAAAAAUUCAAUGUAAAAAUAAUAAAUGAAAACAUAAGCGACUGUCGAAAGCGCGUGUAUAUGUGUGCAUGAUGUACGGAGAAAUAUUCUUGGUAAUGAAUAGUAGUGGUAACUAUGAGGGGCAAGUAUGAAUGAUUAUCGACUGGCGCAAAUGAACACGCCAAAUAUUAUGAAUCAGUAUUGACAAGUAGCGCAUAUUUCAGUGUAUUGUUUUAUUGAGGUGAACUCAAGAAAUUUGCGAUUAAUUGAGGAUGUUAUGAGGAUUUCGUUCGUGAGCUCUUUCAAAUUUUUGACGAAGGAUUUAAUGUUUUCUUCGCUUGUAGAACUAAUUAAUUAAUGAGAAUUACUGGUAAAAAAGAACAACAGCGAUUGGUAACAACAAACAAUACGACUGCUGGAUUUUCCUUGUUCAUUUUCUCGAUGUAAGUUGCAAUUUCAGUAGAAUCACUCGUAUAUCGUUCUUUACCAUAGAGAGGAAGUAUUUUGACAAUCCAUAGCAUACCCAUGACAUCUUUCGGAUAAGAAAGUUGAAUUUAUAUUGUAAAUUGUUGGAGAGAUGUGCCAUCAACGGAGUGCCUUUUAUCUAGCGGGACAAUAUAUUUAAAUUAUAUUUUGGAAGGCAUUUAGACAACUUUUCAUCUCGAAAAUGUAUAAUCGUUCGUUUGUCGAAUUUUGGUGUCAAAUAACAACAAUUUGUUGUGUUUAUAACUAGUCAAUUUUUACAUUGUUUUACGUCAUCUUUUUUUAUAGAAAAUAAAUGUUUAAUUCAGUAGUGAAGUGGGGGGUUUGAUGAAAAAAGGCAUAAAGCUUUGGAAUUGUUUUGUGAGGUUUUACUACGGAAUUCAUUUCGGAUAACACUUUGCAAUGUUUUUUGUGAAUGAUAACUUUUCGAUGACUUUUUAAUUACCCGACGGGGAAAUUUAUUGAAAAUUAUUUAUGUGAAGACAUUCAAGGGAUUCGAUCAUCUCGGUCUCGGAAAUCUCACGCAAUCAUUGAACUGUAUAAAUUAACGUUAAUCCCAGUAAUGUAGAAAUUAAAUAAUUUAUUCACUGUAAAUUGUCCAUUGAAAUUCUUAUACAUCAUGUUUUUUACGGUAACGCAAGUAGAAAAUGAUUCAGUGUCAAUAAUUAUUCCUAAGCUUAGGUGUUAGUGCAAAUUGUAUAAAAUAUUUAAGUUUGAUAAUGAAUUGAUGGAGAUUUAAAUGAAAAUUUGUAUAUAGGGAUUCAUGAAUUAUUUAAACAGUUAUUAGCACUUUACGAAACACAGUAUGUUAGACAGUAUAUCAGCAUUUAUGCAAAGGAGAGGGAGUUUAUUAAGGUGUACGUAGUAUGUGUAAUGUUGUAUUGGAAAUCACAAAGUUCAAUAAACAUCUAAAUCAUA